Molecule: messenger RNA, 3133 nt
Organism: Ectocarpus sp. CCAP 1310/34
Lineage: Eukaryota; Phaeophyceae; Ectocarpales; Ectocarpaceae
Source: the annotation of a GenBank genome assembly
UGCUGGCCGCCGACGGUGACAUGACGACCCACUCGCACCAGUUUACUCGGCAUCGGGGGUGCUGCUAUGAGCUCUUCGGCUUCGACGUGCUCCUCGAUGAGGCCCUUAAGCCGUGGCUGCUCGAGGUCAACAUCUCCCCAAGUCUGUUUGGGUCCAGCGCGCUCGACCGGCGGAUCAAGGGCACGCUCAUGGCCGACAUCUUCCACCUCGUCGGCUUCCGUCCGUUCGACCGCAUGGCCCUGAGGAGAGAGGAGCGAAGGGAGGCCAAGCACAUCCCGGGCACGAGGCGAGCUGUCCGAGCCGUGGCGGGCAGGCCACAGCACCGGGCCGGCCACUUCCGCGUCCUCUACCCCACGGCAGAGAACGUGACCCGCCUGUGGCCAAUAUUCCGGAGCCCCCGCUUCCUAAAUGGCGUGCUCGCCCGCUGGGUCUUGACCGGAGGCCUCACGAACCCCACGAACCGCCAGGACAUCGGACUGAUCGCUGAGCGCCUGGCCACCCUAGGCAAGUCCCAAGGAGGGAAAGCCUUGAGUAGUACCAGCGGCGGCAUGAUCGCCGGCGGCGGCAGCAAGGGCCCCAAGGGGAAGGGCCGCGGCUUGUGGGAAGAGACCACUUCCAACGCGACAACAGUCGUGACUACGAGGGGGGGCGGCGGCGCGAGGCUAGGCGAUGAGCUCCCGGGGGCGUCGCCUUGGUCGGGGUCGGGCGGCGAGCGGCCGGCAUCGUCGGCGACCUCGCGAGCGUCUCGGCCUUCCGCGGCCCGGCGUCCGCCAUGUAGAGCCUCCGCAGCGGUGGUGCCGUCGACGGCGACGACAGCGAAGGUGGCGGCGGCAGCGGCGGCGGCAGCGGCGGGGAGGGGUACACAGCAGCAGCUGCACCGGCAGCAGCAUGGCAGUAGUCAGCAUCUCUCGUCGGAGGGACGAGGUGGCGGCGGCCGCGGCGCGGUGGCGGGUCACAACGUUGUCGGUGGCGCGGAAAGACCGUCUCGAGUGGUGCCUCGGCUGCAGCUGCGCCGCGCCGAGACCAGGCUCGCACUCGCGCCUUCCUUGCUCACCUUGCGCACGCCCGUCGUGCUGUCGUCGUCGUCGAGAAGGGGUGGAGGAGCCGCCACCCCGAGCGGUAGCGGCAGCCGGGAAGGGGGGUCGGACGUCGCCCCGAGAAGAAGGGCUUCCUCGGCGUCAAGCUCCCGGCCGCCGUCCACCCACCGGCUGGAUGGAAGUGGCAACAGUCGGGGAGGGAACCCCAGCGACAGCGGCGGCGGCAGCGGCGCGCCGCCGUCCGUCGUGUCGUUAGAAGUCAAGCCGCUCGGCUUCACCAGCGCGCUCAGCACCGGCGAGAAGUGGGGGCCCCAGGUUGCCGCCUUCCCGGCGCCGUUGCUGUGCUUGCCGGGAGCGGCGGAGGUUGUGAAGAAAACCAAUGCAACACCGAGGAGACGGAGCCUGCAGCAGCACCAGGAUCACGAGCAGGUGUUCGCAAAAUCGAAUAGUAGAGUCCCGGCCCUGCCCGACGGUUGCGGCGGCGGCGGCGGCGGCGGCGGCGCCACCGCCGUGAGCCCGCGCGGGGUUAGGCAGGCGGUGACCGGGAGAAACAGCAACGAUCAGAUAUGCUUCCCGCGACCCCCGUGCCGGGCCGCCGGCCGCGCCGAGGAGGUGGCGACGGCGGUGAGUGGUAACGGGGACGAUCCAUUCGCGACAGGCCUAAUGCCGUUCCGUUAUGCUGGUGCUACGUUGUCGACGGACGGUCCGGCGUCGUUUCGGUCCUUCUCGGGAGCGUCUCUCCGGUGUCACGCUGUCGCGCUCGCCGAUUGGCGCCAGCAGGGCGCGAGCAGCAGGAUCGUCGAUAGCAUGGCGAGCGUUAGCAACGGCGGCGCGCCGCCCUCGGACGCGGAGCCGGCGAGAGGCGGAGGGGCUCGCGAGAGCACGAAGGCGGAAGCAUUGGCGACAAGGGAAGAGCUUUUUCUCGGCGCGGCUGCGGCGAGCGGGCGUGGCCGCAACGUCGCAGAUUGCGUCCGGCCUUGAGGCAGGGCCGAAAGACAACAGGGAGAAAGCGUGGUUCGCGUCCCGGGGGUGCCGUGUUGUGGGCUUUUUGAUAGUGGUAGGGGAGGGGGGUGGGCUUCGUCCAGCCCGUGUUUGAUGCCUCCUCGCGGCGGUUGAAGGUGAUGCCCACUGCGGAGGGCUGAGCGUGCGCUGUUGACGGGGUGCCAGGAUACCGUGCGAGUACUUUCGAAAUCCGAAAGGGACAAGAGAGAAAGAGGUCUCCUCCUCGCUUGCUUGGUCUCUGAAGCUUCUGACGAUGUGAUCUUUCGCCGCCGUAGUUCCCGCGAAUAACUCUUGCCUGGUCCUCCCCUUGUCAACAGUGGCGGCGGCCAUGGUGGGGGAUGGCAGAGCUUGGUGGUGGGGUCGGUGCGCACGGGAGGGAGGGAUGCAGAACGGGGUUCGAAGGGAGGGAAGGGUAUGAGGACCGGGUUUCCAUCGUUCAGUUGUUUGUGAGGUAAAAAAUGAAAGAGUUCAUCCCUCGUGACGCUACAUCCCCAUGUGUACCGUAGACAUCAGCAUAUCAGAGCCUGAUAGAAAAGAAACUAAAAAAUUGAGAUGGAGAGUGACAAGUAGGCGUCGCAACAAACAAUAGUUCAGGGAUCCUCGGUUGUACGCUUGUUGCUUUGGGCCUGUCCACCACAUAUCUUGUGGAAUGAAGAAAUCCCCCGCAGCUUUAUGUGGCACCACAUGCAUUUUCGUAGGAUGGAAUGAAACGGGCCCCGUGAACGUAUAUGUGUGCCCGACGGGAAAUGUCCUCUUGCAGUUGUAGCGAUAGAUAGCGCUGUGCUCUAAGUCGCGGGUAACCCGACGACCGUGAGACUUCUCCAGUGCAGUUCCACAAUAAUGAAUCAGUUCUUGUUCCCCGUUGCUUGAGCGACCUUCGGCAGCAAUACACCCAGUGACACACUUCGAUUUCAUUGGGGGUCAGGGCUGAAGGUAUUCGCGUUGUCUUCAAAAUCAGUGACUGAUCGAUUUGCGGAAGGCUGUUCAAGCUGCUGGACUGUCAAAGAGUGAGUUCGAGGUGGUCGUGCGAGGAAGAGCAUUUCUACUAAAAGUCUUUCAGGUGUGAUGCGCAGAAAAUUGCUGCCAUUCCCAUU